GUUGCUCAGACUCACUGCCCAAAGCCACAACCCACAUUACAUUACCAACUCUUCUUUCUCUCUCUCUCUCACACACACUGUUUCCCUCUUGGACUCUGCAAACUUAAUUAGGUUUUUGCUUCUCAAAUCUCUCUUCCCAUUUUCCUCAACCACGAACCCUCCUCGCAGCAGCUAUGAGUGAGCAGAUAUGGUUGAGUAGAACUGUCUUACACCAAAAAGAAACCAUAUUCUUUUAAUGAAAUCAGAUGUUUGAUCAAGAAUCAUGAACAUGAUGGCUACAUUGAAGAAGCAAAGAGGAGGCUGAAAAUAUCUAUUCUGUGAACAAAGUUUUAUUCAUCCUGUGCAUUGGAGUGAUAAGAUUACAGUAUGCAGACCCAAAAGGCAAGAAAUGGAUCUCCAGAUGUUCCUAAGAAGGUGUCUCCUCGAGCUUCUCGAUCACUGAAGAUAGGAUCGCUAGAGUCUGAAUCCUCUUCACCUCCUGUCUCAGCUAAUAACAGAACACCAAAGGAUAAAAGUCCAAAAGUUCUGGACCGUAGGUCUCCACGAAGCCCUGUCUCUGAGAAGAAGAGGCCGAGUAGAAUAACGGAGCUAGAGUCGCUAGUAUCACAGCUUCAAGAGGAGCUAAAGAAGGCGAAAGAUCAAAUCUCAGUGUCUGAAACAUCAAAGAAGCAAGCAGAGGAAGAAGCAGAGAGGUCCAGGAAAGAGCUGCAAGAAGUUUCCUCUAAGCUUGAGGAGAACCAGAAUCAGUUUUUUGAAGUUUCACCCUUGGAAGAAGAAACCGAUAAUACCUAUUCUCUUGUUCACCAAGGUAUUAUAUCUCAGGAGUGCGAUUUGGAGUUUAGUGCUACCGCUGGUGAAAGAGCAGGAUUGGCUGCUGUUGCUCAUGAGAUCCGACAGCUCAAGCUUCAGAUUGAGAUGGUGGCUUCUUCUGAAGCUGGUCAUGUGAAACAAGCUGAGUUGCAUAACUCGGAGGUACGACUUUUGAGAGGAAACUUGAUGGACACGAUUUUCCUUGUCGAGAGUUUCAAGAACCAACUUACGAACAACUGUGAGGUAUCAGAAGCUGAGACCGAGGCUAUGGCCACUGAAACUCUUAGGCAAUUGGAGAAUGCGAAAAAGGCAGUUGAAGAACUGAAGUCAGAUGGCACAAAAGCGGUUGAGAGUUACAAGAAGAUGGCGGUGGAGCUUCAGCAGUCAAAAUCAAGGAUGGCGUGGCUUGAAGCUCUUGUGAAUAAACUUCAGACCAGUCCAGAGGAUUUGGAAAACCACGAAACCCUGCUUAAAGACUAUGAAAGUUUGAAACGUGGGGAAUCAAAUGAGAUGGAGGAAGAAGUAUCUUCCUUAAGAUGUGAGGUAGAGCGACUGAGAGCGGCUCUAGAAGCUUCUGAUCGAAAAGACCAAGAGGGGAACGUAGAGGCUUCUUCUCGGUUACGGAUACAAGCUGAACUCCAAUCUGAACUAAAGAUAGCUAAAUCUGAGAUAGACGAGCUAAAGGCGAGGUUGAUGGCCAAGGAAACAGAGCUACAGUUUAUUUCAGAGGAUAGAGACAACCUAUGCCAAAAACUGAUAAAGAACCAGAAAGAGAUAGAUGUUGAAGCUGAGCUGAAGAAACUAAGGGAGGGGAUCGAGAAUUUAAAGGCAGAUUUGAUGGAUAAAGAGACAGAACUCCAGAUUGUAUCAGAUGAGAACGAGACACUGAAGUCAGAUAUCCACAAGAGAGAGACAGAUGUACAAGAUGCAUUCAUGAAGCUAGGGAUUGCAAUGGAAGAGGCUGACAAGAGUAGCAAGAGAGCAGUUAGAGUCACGGAGCAACUAGAGGCUACUCAAACUUCAAACUCGGAAAUGGAAACAGAACUCAGGAAGCUUAAAGUUCAAUCAAACCAAUGGAGAAAAGCUGCUGAAGCAGCUACCGCCAUGCUGUCUGCUGGAAACAACGGGAACUAUAAUCAAACGAACUCUCCUUACUCUGAGGAUAUCGAGGAUGAGUUGACGAAGAAGAAGAAUGGGAAUGUGCUCAAGAAAAUUGGUGUUUUGUGGAAGAAGCCUCAGAAAUAGCUGAAGAAUGACUAAUAUAAUUAGGUACUGUCGAUAUGGAGUUGGAUUAUAAGAGCAACUCCUGUGACUCCGGUAUUGAUGUGAAUUAGUAGUAGUAUGAGAACUAUGCUCUGGAAAAAUACUUGUUGGAAAGAUUUUAAGCUAAGUUGUGGUAAUUUGACUAUUAUGUUACGUUUCUCCA
Molecule: messenger RNA, 2236 nt
Organism: Camelina sativa (false flax)
Lineage: Eukaryota; Viridiplantae; Streptophyta; Magnoliopsida; Brassicales; Brassicaceae
Source: RefSeq, a predicted model, not a curated record